AAUUUUCUCUCUCACCAUGUUCUCUAAAGUUUCCAAUUUUAUCUUUUUCGUCACAUCCAUACUGUUGUUCCGAUCAACUACAUGCGUCGAAUUCAUCUACAACUCCAAUUUCACCACCACCAACACACUUCUCCUCGGCAACGCCACCGUUAAUUCUCCACCAUCGAUCCUCACCCUCACCAACCAAACCACUUUCUCCAUCGGACGUGGCCUCUACCCUUCAAGAAUCAACGCCUCCUCCUCUACCUCGCCGUUACCUUUCGCCACAUCAUUCAUCUUCUCCAUGGCUCCUUUCAAAAGCCUCUCUCCUGGCCAUGGCUUCGCCUUCGUCUUCCUCCCUUUCUCCGAAACCUCCGCCGCUAGCUCAUCUCAGCAUCUCGGCCUCUUCAACUUCACCAAUAACGGCGACCCCAACAGCCGAAUCUUCGCCGUGGAAUUUGAUGUUUUCCCUAACCAAGAGUUCAACGACAUCAACGGCAACCACGUCGGCGUCGACGUCAAUUCCCUCACUUCCGUUGCAUCUGAAACUGCAGGUUUCUAUGGAGGCAGAGACGGCGAGAGAUUCACGGAGCUGAGGCUUAACAGUGGCGAGAAUUAUCAGGCGUGGAUUGAGUUUAAUGGGUCAGCGAUCAAUGUCACGAUGGCUAGAGCUGGCUCUAGAAAGCCCAUAAGACCACUCAUAAGCAUUCCAUUGAAUCUCACUGGAGUUUUACUUGAUGAUAUGUUUGUUGGAUUCACUGCAUCCACAGGACAACUAGUGCAGAGCCAUAGGAUUCUGUCAUGGAGUUUUAGCAACUCCAAUUUCUCCAUCGGCGAUGCUUUGAUUACUAGCAAUCUUCCUUCGUUUAAAUUGUCAGGUGACUCUGUUUUAAAGUCUAAAGGUUUCAUUGCUGGGGUUUCUAGUGGUGUUGUGUUAUUAGUCUUUGUUAUUGGGCUCCUCUGUUUCUACGUUGUGAGGUGGCGAAGGCAGAGACUAGACGGAGACGUGGAAGAUUGGGAAACAGAGUAUUGGCCUCACAGAGUGCAAUACAAAGACGUUUUGGAAGCCACGAAAGGGUUUUCGGAAGAGAAGAUGAUCGGAUACGGAGGGAAUUCUAAGGUGUAUAGAGGAGUGUUGGAAGGUAAAGAAGUGGCGGUUAAGAGAAUAAUGAUGAGUCCUCGAGAGAGCGUUGGCGCGACGAGUGAGUUCUUGGCCGAGGUCUCGAGCUUAGGGAGGUUAAGGCACAAGAAUAUAGUUGGACUAAAAGGUUGGUCCAAGAAAGGAGGAGAGAGUCUGAUAUUGAUUUACGAAUAUAUGGAGAAUGGAAGUGUCGAUAAGCGGAUAUUUAAUUGCGAUGAGAUGUUGAAUUGGGAGGAAAGAAUGAGAGUGGUGCAGAUAUUAGAACAAGGGAGAUUAGUGGAGGAUGGUGGUGAGAGGGAAAUGAGCUUGUUGGAGAGAGUGAAGAGCUCUUACUUGUUGGAAACUGGUGAGGGAAGCAGACAACAACAUCCCACGUUCCAAGAUGUAUGGAACUCGUCUUCUUAUUCUAAUUCCUUCCAAAGUUAUGAUUCUAUUCUUCAUGGAAGGUGAGAAACUAGCGUGAGAGUUAUUCCUUUUUAACGAAUUUCUAUACUAUAUAAUUUAUACAUGUUGUGUGAUUCUUUUGUAUAUAAGAUUGUAUGAAUUUGAGUAAAUUGCAUGAAUCAUU
Messenger RNA from Arabidopsis arenosa, 1688 nucleotides. The record is from the annotation of a GenBank genome assembly. NCBI's taxonomy places the organism in Eukaryota, Viridiplantae, Streptophyta, Magnoliopsida, Brassicales, Brassicaceae.